Molecule: messenger RNA, 1914 nt
Organism: Heterobasidion irregulare TC 32-1
Lineage: Eukaryota; Fungi; Basidiomycota; Agaricomycetes; Russulales; Bondarzewiaceae
Exons: 4
Coding region: 143-1480 (445 amino acids)
Source: RefSeq, a predicted model, not a curated record
GAGAGGUCCUUUGUUCUCCUGAGGCCUCGUUCGGGCGUCGCUUGGACCGGCAAAUGCCAUCGGAUUAAAAACCAUACCACUCGCUUUCCUCCUCGACCGCCUUUCCGCAGAUACCCAAGUACUCCAGCCAACAUCGGUCCGUAUGAACCCGCUCAACGACUUCCCCACCUCUCCUCUCUCGCGCGCAUCCUGGCACGGGUCGUCACGCUUCAGGGAGCAUCUGUCAGUCUCAUUCGUACCCGCCGACAUCGAUGCCCCCAUCGAGCAUUCGCAUUUCUCGCCCGACUCGCGCGCUGGACACCUGCCAGCCUCUUCACAUACCCCUCCCACGACCAGCCGAUUUUCUUUUGGCUCUUCGAGGUCAACGAUGUACAGGUCACCGCCCAUCCAUCCGCGCGACAUUGAGAAGAACCAGUUCCUCGGGCGCGAGAGUCCGCGAUCGACGACCACGUUCCGCGAUCGCUUCACGAAGCUGUUCUUCGACGUCCGAACGCUGAACAGAGAGCCGGAGGUCGACGUGCCCGUGCAACCCCCUGAGAUGAGCCAGUGGCCGCCUCUGCACAUUGAGAAGCGCCCCAUGCGGUGUUCGUGUCCUCGAUGCGAAGACAACCCCGCGCGCAAGUGGCGCCGCAGGGCGAUGGUCAUCAUUCUCGUGGCCUUCCUCCUCUGCGUGCUCGCGAACCUCGUCGUGCUCGACGUGCGCGUGCUCGCACAGCCAAGCACCAAGUCAGGCCCGCAAGCCGUCUCCGCCUCGUCUUCGUCGACGCUGUCCGUCGACGCGCAACAGUGCAUCACGCAGUAUACCCUCAACGCGCCCACGUCGCCCACGACAUAUCCCUGUUCGACGUGUCUCCCGCUGCUGUCCAAUCUUUCGUACAAUUACACGGCCGUGUAUCCCGCCGCGCGCGAUGCCACUCAGUUCUGUGCCCUGCGCGCGCUGUGGGAGGACUCGGACUCGAAUGGGCAGGCUGGGCUGGAGGCGAGCGGAUGGGUCAAGGAUGUCAAAUUUUGUACGUGGGGUGGCGUACAAUGCGACGGUUCUGGAGGAGUUUCCUCUCUCCAACUCACGUUCCCCGCUGUCCCAGCAUCCAUCCCCGCAGAAUUCGGCAACCUCACACAUUUGGAGACGCUGCAGAUCAUCGGCAACAACGUCAUUCCGGGCGGCUCCCCUGCUCAACCCUUUGCCUCUCUCACGAAGCUCUCAUCACUGCACAUUGAGUCCACGGGACUCAGCGCGUUCCCUGACGCGUUCUCAAACCUCACCUCCCUCACCCUCGUCAAGAACGCCCAGCUCCCCUCCCAACUGCCUUCCAAUUUUGCUCAGCUCCCGCUUCAGACCCUUAUCGUGAACAACGAGACGAUCACUCUGACGUCCGACCAGCAGAGCGCGGUGUGUGGCACCCAGCUCGGCGGGAAGCUGCAGACCUGUGAUCUGCGCGGGACGGGCGUGCAGUCGUGCGGGCCGUGUCUGGUAGGAUGAGCGCUGGCCUCUCCCUCUCCCUCCCUCCCUCCCUCUUAUUUUUUUUUACAUAUAUGUAUCUCUUUCGUUCUCCGCCUCCAUUCCGUUCCUCUUACGCUCCGCUCCGUAUCCCCCGCGACGAGGCCGGGCCCGUCGCUCUUUACCCCUCUGCUCACGCGCGUUGCGCACUGUCACUCACUCGUUAUAUACGAACAUCCUCACGUCCCUCCGCUCGUUCUAUCCCGCUGUAGCCACUACGCAUAUUUUGCAUUCGCACGACACGGACGCGCUUUACGAGCCCCCGCGGAUUUUUGUAUCGUGUUAUCUGUUAUAUACCACCGCUCCAUGUAGCAUUACUCUCCAUCGUUCGUACACCGGACAACUCGGACGAUCGUUAUUUCUCGGGCUGCACUUGUGAGCUCCUCAUAGGAUUGCAGGCCGAUCGAGAUGUGUUC